This is a messenger RNA of Hydractinia symbiolongicarpus, 1863 nucleotides long. RefSeq lists its product as uncharacterized. Bases 703 to 1620 code for a protein of 305 amino acids. The record is from RefSeq and is a predicted model, not a curated record. Gene Ontology annotation, cellular component: nucleus. The transcript has a single exon. Lineage: Eukaryota; Metazoa; Cnidaria; Hydrozoa; Anthoathecata; Hydractiniidae. Gene Ontology annotation, molecular function: DNA binding.
AUUUUUAUAUUUAAUUUGCUUUUCUGUCAUUCGGCAAUUUACAACGUGUUAAAAUAAAGAGCUGCCGUGGAACACGUUAUUCUACUUCAAGAAAAUAUUCAAAGUCACACGCGUAAGUAACUGAAACUUUGUUUUUUUUAUAUAAUUUUGUGAGGAGGGUGGAAUGUGCGAUAAAUUUAAGCUAUGUCUAAAAUCUUUCUAGUUUUUAGAAUUUCUUGUGUUUUGUUUUAUUUACGGUUUUAAAAGUUAUUUAUAUGUUUUUAGCUAGGGCCAGAGUAUGUCUUGAACUUUACAAAAUAAUUUUAACUCAACUGGGCAGUGGUACCUGGAAAUUUAGGUUAACUGUGAGGUUAUGUUAGUGGGGCAAGAUGGCACAAGAGUAUAAUUUUUCAGGCCUUAUUCUAGGUUUGUUUUUGUAUAUGUGCUGGUUCCAAACAACUUAAGUUUUUUUCUAUAUUUUAGAUUACAAUUCAAAAUGGUUAGAAAUUAUGUAAGAAAAACAAAGAGCGAUGAUAAGGAGAUGAAGCUACGAUAGGUAAAGCUGCAGAUGCAUUCAAUGUGCCUAAAAAUGCUCUUCACAGAAGGGUAACUGGUCAGUUAAAGUUACUCAGUGAGGGCAACUUACAUACAAAAAUACUGGGUCUUAAAAGGACAGUCCUAACCAAGGACCAGGAAGAUAAGCUCGUCAAGUAUAUUAUAGAUAUGGACACUGUAUUUUAUGGUUUGACGAUUAAUGGCAUUCAACGUAUUGUUUUCCAAUAUGUCGAUAAAAACAAAAUUCCUCACCCUUUCAAUGUGGUCUCAGGUCUUGCUGGAAGAGAUUUUGUUGAAGGAUUUCUGAAAAGAAACCCAAUGUUAUCUUUACGAAAACCACAGGGCGUUGCUCUUCAUCGAAUUUAUGGACUUAACCGAGAGUCGGUAUCAAACUAUUUUACCAAUUUAGAAAAUAUUUUAGACACUUAUAAAUUUCAAGCACACCAAAUUUAUAAUUGUGAUGAAUCUGGCAUAACAGCAGUACACAAACCAAUGAAGAUGAUUGCCCCAAAAGGCAAACACUGUGUCUCCUCAGCUACCAGCGGCGAGAAGGAAGUCACAACAACAAUUGUGUGUUGCACCAGUGCUACAGGAAAUUAUGUGCCACCUUUAGCGAUUUUUAAAAGGAAAAGAAUGAAACCUGAACUCAUUGAUCAUGCCCCACCUGGUACAAUAGGAGGGUGCUCGGACAAUGGCUGGAUAACAAGCGAACUUUUUCUCACAUAUAUCAAACACUUCCGUGUACAUCUACGUUGUUCAAAGGAUCAGAAAGUCUUACUGAUUCUUGAUAGUCAUGUUACACAUACGAAAAACAUAGAAACUAUAGAUUAUUGCAGAGAGAAUGGUAUUGUUUUAUUGUCCCUACCACCGCACACCUCCCAUAAGUUACAACCUCCAGAUCGAAGUUUUUUUAAGCCACUGAAGACUGCUUAUCACACAGAAUGUCGUCGAUGGAUGAGGGAACACCCGGGACGUAGAAUAACUGUUGACCAGAUUGGUGUAAUUUUUUCAACUGCAUAUUGUAACACAGCCACAACUCAAAAUGCAGUUUCUAAUUUUAAAUGGAAUUGUACCAUUAAAUCGUGAUGUUAUUCCUGAUAGUGAAUAUGCUGACGAUGCACGUUUAUCAGUCGGGACCACUUUACCCUAUGUUACCACUGCACCUCGAUCGUCCACUGUUACCAACACACCUCAAUCAUCACCUGUUGUGCUCUCUUCAACGCCUGUUGAAGAACCUUCAUCUUCAAAAGCUGUUCAAUUUUCCAUUGAAACAAGUUUUGAAAACAUUGUUCCUGUACCAAACGUUAAAAUGCCAGCAAAAAAGGGUGA